Puntigrus tetrazona (Sumatra barb) is the source of this 3034-nucleotide messenger RNA. RefSeq names its product dehydrogenase/reductase (SDR family) X-linked (gene dhrsx). The coding region runs from base 334 to 1152 and encodes 272 amino acids. NCBI's taxonomy places the organism in Eukaryota, Metazoa, Chordata, Actinopteri, Cypriniformes, Cyprinidae. Gene Ontology annotation, molecular function: oxidoreductase activity. The record is from RefSeq and is a predicted model, not a curated record. The transcript has 8 exons.
UCAGAGUAUCGUGCCCCCUUGCGCAAAUGGUGUGAGAGAUCACCAGUGGAUGAGGCAGCGCUCUUUCGCGUGUCAUGUGUUUGAAGAGCCCACGCGUCUCACUCUAGGUUCCCCACUCGGCACGCACCAAUGCAGAUACGGACCGGAUCGGACGCCGCUGUCGCCUGAACGCGUAUCCAUCUUCAUUGCGCUCACGGUGUCUGCUUUCUCCAGCUCGCCGGACAUGCACCGGGUGUCCCAGCUUUGGCACUGAUCAACAAGGGAGCAAAAGGUGACUCUGAUUUGCCCAAGCAGAAUGGAAAGGUUGCCAUAGUUACAGGGGGAACCAGAGGAAUGGGAUAUGAGAUUUCCAGACAUCUGGUCAGCCUGGACAUGCAUGUGGUCAUCGCUGGGAACGAGGAGCAGGAGGGUCUUGAAGCAGUGAAGAAGAUUCGAAAAGAGUUAAAUCAGGGAAAAGUGGAGUUCAUGUACCUGGAUUUGGCCUCUUUGACAUCUGUGCAGCACUUUGUCCAGAGAUAUAAAGCCAAAGGUUUGCCACUUCACGUCCUCAUCAAUAAUGCUGGCGUUAUGCUUGUUCCGGAGAGGAGAACAGAGGAUGGAUUUGAGCUACACUUUGGGCUAAACUACCUGGGCCAUUUCCUGUUGACCAACCUGUUGCUGGAUGUGCUGAAGAAAUCAGGCAAACCCGGGCAAUGUUCCCGAAUAGUCAUUAUGUCUUCAGCUACCCACUAUGGAGGAAGAUUAACUCUGGAUGACUUGCAGGGAAGGAUGUGUUACAGCGCUCAUGGUGCGUACGCCCAGAGUAAACUGGCCCUGCUGCUGUUCUCCUACCACAUGCAGGACCAGCUGUGGGUCAAAGGUGACCCUGUAACAGUUAACGCAGUGGACCCAGGCAUGGUGGACACAGCCCUGUAUGACAAUCUGUCUAGCCCGGCCCAGCUGGCCAAGAAACCUUUCGCAAAACUGCUCUUCAGGACGCCUGCAGAAGGAGCAUCCACGGCCAUCUACGCCGCAGCUGCCUCCGAGCUGGAGGGGAUCGGAGGACUGUAUCUGUACAACGGGCGCAAGACGGAGUCUUCAGCGCUUUCUUAUGACCAACGGCUGCAAACCAAGCUGUGGAAAGAAAGCUGCGCUCUAGUAGGUCUCCAAUAGACCUGUGAAAAAAUGCACUGAGCUCCUGAUCACCGAAACCUUGGCCCUCAUCCAUAUAACAUCCACCUGAAGAAUUCAGCCUCAUGCCUUAUUAAGUUAGUUUCCCUGUUUGCCAAAUUAUCCCUUGCUCUUUAAAUCAUCUUAUUACCUUUAUAGCGUUCUCGCAAGCCAUCUUAGACGUGUACCUCAACCAAACGUGACAAGUCUCGAAAACCGCUCUCUUCCUCUUCACUUGGGAACUCUCCGAACACUUUUUCCCCGAACUAAGCAAAUAAAACAACGAUUUCGACUAAUAAUCUAGUUUCUUGUUCUCUGCUAAGCCUUUUUGGGUGCUUAAUGAAUCAGGACCGUCGCAAUGGCUGUUCUACUGAUUUUGUCAACAGACUAUAAAGACAAUCGAAGGAUAAAAGGAUUAUACGUGAAAUCUCCAGCUCUCUAAACUGGGCAAAUACCAGCCUGUGUCUGAUGAUUCUCUUCGUUUCCGUCUUUCUUUGCAAGUAUAGCUGUAUAUCUUCAGUGGCGCCUACGUUGGGUUAUUCCGCCCAUCAGUCAGUGUCAUUCCUCCCUCUGCCUACCGCAUCUAAUUGUCUAAACACAAACUGCAGAAGGGCUAAGGGGGAAAACAUUUGUCUGGCUAAGCCCUGCGUUUUUCAUUCCCUCACUGUGCAAUUUGCAAUGCCGUGUUUUGAAUCUUCCACAAAAGAGACGGCUGCCCCCAUGCCAGGUGCCUCACCUUCAUUCACCCUCUUUCUCUGAGAGGGGGAAAUUUUGUCCAGCUGUUUUGUUCGUGACCGUGACGUGAUUCCAAUGUGUAAUAAUGUAGUUGUUGUUUUUUUUUUUGUUGAUUUGUUUUGUUUCAUUUUGGGGUUUUUUCCACAGACCUUGAAUCAGAACCAUUUAAAAUAUGUGCACAUAUUUUAUAAACCGAGAUUUUCCUUUGAGAUGUUGAGACUUUUAAAUAUAUUCAGGCAUCUUUUUUUUUUUUUUUUUUUUUUUUUUAUAUAUGUAUUUAUCCAAGGUUGAUGUGCAAUAGCAAACCUAAAGCUAAUUGAGUCUUGAAAUAAUGGAAAAUGUGAACGUUUUCCAACAAGAGAUGUCGCUUCAUAAAUACCAAUAUCUAUAUAAAAGUACUGUAAAAUGAGUUACUUUCUACCCGCUGGUGUCUGUGACAACUUGGAGGUGUCGUCUCAAGUUUGGCCGCUUUGGUAAAGUGCUACUUUGACCUGUUAAAUUCUAAUUUAAAUGUACUAGUGUCAAAAUGUGCCUGUUAUUUGUGUAUUUUAUGUGACGUCGAUCAUGCAGUUGACCAAAUGUGUUCGCAUUUAAACUUCUCUAAUUCAGUUUAUUUUCUGUAUCGUACAAUGAAUGGGAUAUAUGACGUUUUUGGGUAAAAGAGAGAUGAGGAUAUCCAUCCAUCAUUUGCAUUGCUUUUGAGAAUUCGCUUUUAGUUUCGCUUAUUGUAUUGUAAUUACGCACUAAUGGAAGUGCUGCUGUAUUUUAAUGUAUCUAGCGUUAUAGGAAGGGUAAAUAACUUCCGUGCACAGAUAAUAAUGAUACAACAGAUGAAUUAUAUGUUUGUGGUACUGAGAAAAAUAAAUUAAUAACAGUGUUCGGAGGCACCAAAUGGUUGAUGAUAAAUGAAUCGAGAAACAAAAUGUACAAAGAGGAUUUUGCGUACUUGGCUCCUCAGCCACAUGCACUGUGAACGAGCCCAAUGUUUCUGUCAUUUGUGUGUGUGAAAGAGAGGGAUGAAGAAAGAGUGCAGCGUUAUCUUGCCAGGAGGCUCUGAAGUGUCUCAUCUUCAGCUCUUGUAGAAAACAGAGUGAAUGAGUUUCUCUUCCAAGGCUCUUGUCUAAAUAAAAACACUGAUUUCGCUGUUGCA